Molecule: messenger RNA, 9572 nt
Organism: Paramuricea clavata
Lineage: Eukaryota; Metazoa; Cnidaria; Anthozoa; Malacalcyonacea; Plexauridae
Source: the annotation of a GenBank genome assembly
CGACAAGGGCUCUGUUCUUAGUGAAAGAUGCAGGCUGAUGUCGCUGGCUGCUCUUCGUCGUCUUCGAUACAGAUGUGUGGAACGUUUGGAGUCGUAUGCCUGCGUGUGGCUUAGCUUUUAAGAGCGAAUAUUGAAGAACACUGCAUCUUGUGAAAUGUACGGCUUUGUGAAUCACGCUUUUCAAAAGCUUAUCGAGCUUGAAUACGGCGUAGAAGUGUGGGAAGAAAUUUGGUAAGGAAGCUCGACACACGUAUUUAUAACGAACUGCCUAGUAACAGGAAUACCUUUCGUGGUAUUUGAUAACCGAUCUGAAUACAUGCAUACAAUUCUUAAGACAGCUAUUCCAUGAUGUAUGAAAAUAUACUGCAAUCUAUUGUCUAUAGCAAAUUGUAUUUACCCGAGUUGCUAGCCGUAUAGCUUCACUCGUUCACGCUGCCGUUGGCAUUGAAAACAUCGUAUAUUACGGGCUUAUUUUCGUCGUAUAUUACAGGCUUAUUUACGGCUAAGCGUAUAGCUAGCCGUACAUGUAGUCAAUCGUAAUUUCAGUACCAUUUCAAUCUCAUUCAUGCUUGCAUGCUAUAUCAUAUAUACUUGUAUGUCUGUUGUGAUUUUUAAUAUUUAUACUUUGUUAGAUAUAGAAUGUGUUCAUAUUAUUUUGUGUAUAGUGAUCAAGCAAAUAUUGACGGUGAUGAUUUAUAUUCGUUCGACGAGCGACGAAUAUAUAACGACCAAGAUCUGUCAGAUUUGGUUAGCAUCGCGUGUGAAGUUUUGGGUAAGUCUGUCAGAUAAUUUUCUGGCUGAGUUGUCACCUUUAUGUCGUGGCUCUUUCUGUGAGUUUGUGUAUAUAUUACAAUGGACGAAGAUGCAUUCAAACAUGACAUAUUAUCUGUAAUUUCCAUUUAUUACACUAAUGCAGUGCCAAGACUGUGCAUAUAAUAUGUAAGGUCAAGCACACUGGGAACAGGGGUUAUCAAAGGCAUACCAUACUCAUAGUAAAUUUACAAGCACGGCUAUAGCAACUAAUCACGGAACAGGGCUAUUACAGAUAACCUUUUUAAAAGUUAUUGCACUUUUUAUUAGUUAGCAAACGUAUCAUCUUGCAAUGUAAUCGCAUGUUUGAUCACAGAUAUACAGGCGUUAAUUAAACCAGUGGAGUUAUAUUUAGCCCGAAAUAUAAAAUGCCAAAUGGCAUUGCGAAAACGUUCGACUAUCAAUUUACAAGUAUUAGCCUACGACACAUGUUUGCAGUCUGUACUGAAACCUUGUAUACACAAUGAUUUCUCAUGUUUAAUAUCGAUAAUUGAUGAAUUUAUGACAUUUAUGCCAAAUACAGAUGCAAGUACUCAAUAAUUGGAAGCUUAAAUGAUCACUAUAGACUUGUUUUUUUUUACUUAAGUUUAGCUGUCUUGACAUUCCGGUGAAACCUUGUAUACACAAUCAUUUCUCAUGUUUAGUACCGAUAAUUGAUAAAUUUAUCACAUUUAUGCCAAAUACAGAUGCAAGUACUCAGUAAUUGGAAAGCUUAUAAAAUAAUCACUAGUCAGACUUGUUUUUUUUUACUUAAGUUUGCGACACGUGGGCAAAAUGACUGCAGGUUUAACAACAGCUGCAGCUUCACAUAAAUUCACUACUAAACGGCCCACUGCAUGCAUGCGCAUCAUGUCGUAUGAGCUUAUAAAUUUUCAAGGCAUUGUUCAAUAGCAUUUGUGUUUUAAAUGCUUUGUAAAACUUAGUAACAUAGUAGAAAGAGCUCUUUAUAUAAUCGACUACCAACAGUUUGUGCAUUGUUCGAGAAACAUGAAAGUAAUUUGUUGUUGUUCUAGAACCAUAUAGCUAUCAAUCACGCGCAAAAGAAUUUUUCGCUGAAAUUUGGCGACGCUUGUUUUAACUAUAGUAGCGAUUUUUAAAUCAGCGUGACAGCCCUUUAACAUGAGCACAUGGAUGACCGAAAAUACACACUUAACGAGUUAUGUUUAAAAAACUUGAUUUCGCAAUUUCCUUUAUUUCGUUUUGAACCACAAUAUACGUCGUGGUUUUGGCAGCUCAUAAACUGCGGUCUUUUCAUCAUAUUUCAUUUGCGUUCUUGAGGACUUUAAUUAUUCUAAUUCAGCCCCAUGUUGACAUUUGGCUAUUAAGAAAAAAUGCUGUCGUCCCGGUACCGUGUUUUCCGAUUUUGAUGUGUGUUGUAAAUUUCAGCCGCACGUAGCGUUCUCCUGUAGUGUGGACUUUAAGAUCUUUUUGUAAUUUCCAACUCUAUUUCCGAGAUAUUAUCCGAAACAGGUUCAUUCUGGGACAGAUAUACUGAGUAUCAGGUUACCUUGACUACCAGAAAUUCUUGUUGGGUGAACAUAAAUGUUGAUGUCAAAGGUAUUGAGUGAAAAAAAUUUAAUGAAAUCAGACUAAAGUAGAUUAUUCUCGCAUUUAAUUAGGUGUUAUUGUUGAAAGCUGCACCGUGAUUUCAGCUAGUUAAAGCGCGUAUUAUUGAGGCAUAAUCAUAUCAGUGCAGACAAUGAGACCAAGAAAUAUAAGCUGCAAAUAGGGGCACCGCAAAUCAUAGUCACUCUACUAUGCGCAAAUAGAGAACAUCUGCUGAAGGUAAUCCUGAAUUCCUUUGUUGAAGCAAUAAACAGACCUUGCAGAAUUACUGGAGUGUACAAUUAUGGCAAAAACUGGCAAAAACUAUAAAAAUUUUGUACCAUUGAAUAAAUGAAUUAAAGUUAAGGAUAUCUGUAUAAUAGUAGUAUUAUUACAUGUGAUCAAGUUUAUCACAAAAAGUAUACUUGGAAUUCGUGUUCAUAUGUACUUUAGAGGUGUCAAAACUUUCACCUGAUCUGAUAUCUAACUUAAGUGCUUAAUGGUGGUGAUUGGAAUGCCAACAGCUUAAGCACAAAAUUGCAAGGAAAUUAAGGCCCGUUUCAUACGUCGAAUUUUGGUCGCGCCGAAUGCAAUUAAGACAAUAGAUAAUGAGAUGAUAAACCUCAUUAAGCUUCAUUAUCUAUUGUUUGAAUUGCAUUCGACGCGACCGAAAUUCGACGUAUAAAACGGGCCUAAGCUGCGAAAUAUUUUAACCUCUUAUUGAGAUGUACAUUGCCGGAAAAUGCAAAUAUGUUUUUCCCAAUAGAUAAUAAAAAAUUGUUUAUUAGAAAUAUUCGUUCCAGAGCAGUCGUCUGAGUCUAAUUUAAUGAGGAUAAAUGAGGUACAUACAUAGACAGACAUAAUCCUUUCAGAUCUUCAUUCAAUUUGGACGUUUCGAUUGCACGAGUAUAUUUCAUGAAUUAUUAGAAUUGUCAAGCAUUUGGGACUUUUACAGCAGACUUUGGACUUUUUGGACUUUUCGAUCGAGUUUCAGUAUAAUGUACUAUACCAAAACUACUACUGUACUACUCAUGACGUGUAUUAUACUGGGUGUAUAAAAAAACGAGACCUUUAGAAAUCAAGCUAUUGUUGUUAAGCACAGGAUAUUAUGCUCCUGGGAAUUUAAAAUUAGUCCUAUGUUGGACGAAACCAAAUUUAAGUUUUAAAUAACUUCCGGUCAUGCAUAAAAUUCACUUCUAUUCGAUUUUACCCACCCAUUGCAGCAUACGUGCAAAACAUUCAAGGACAAGCACUCUCGUGCGAAUUUUUGCGUGAGUAUACAGCUAAUUCAAAAAAGGAUUUCCUUUGCAAACCUUACACUCUAAACCUUAAACUCUAAUUGUGCAAAGCAUAAUGGGGGCAUCAUUUAAUCAGUUUGGAAAUCAUACAUGGGGCCCAUUUCUUAGGGACAUGGUAAAUAUCUCUUUACGAGAAAACUGAUUCAUUCACAAAUAGCUGCAAUAUUCAACUGCCAUGCAAGCUUGAAACUUGUGCUCCCAUUGAGCUUUGCGCGCUUAAAGUUUAAGAGGGCCUCUCAGUAAAAUCCACUCACUGGUUUGGGGAAGGAAAAAUAGAUUUAGCUCAUAUUUUGCAUAUGAACUAGACUUUGGUCAAUAUUAAUCGAGCUUCUUUCAGAACUUUUCAACUUUCUGUUUUAUAGGAGUUUAUAGCCAUGUUGAAAUUUGACCUUGCGUGUUUGGAUAAAACUAGCACGUGUGAGUUUUUCAAAGACCUCAAAAAGCACUCAUCCUUCGGACUCUUUCUCCUAUAAAAAAAAACCUUAAAAGGUUUAGAGUUUAAGAUUUGCAAAGGACAACCUUUUUUGAAUUGGCUGUACACUAAUAAGCUUUAUAGUUUAUUUGUAUAGAUAGUGCAAUUUUAUAGGAGAAAGAGUCCGAAGGAUGAGUGCUUUUUGAGGUCUUUGAAAAACUCACACGUGCUAGUUUUAUCCAAACACGUGCUAGUUUUAUUCGCUCAAACUCGUUCCCAUUGUUUUCUUCCUGAAAAUGUGCCUUUUAGCCGAUCAAAAUGUUCAAAACUGCUCAGCCAAUCAGAAAUGAGAAAUGUUUUCAUGCAUAUUAUUAGGUUUAAUAAAGUACAUCAUGUAAUUCCAGGCAUAAAACGAAAUGAGCUUAUGGAACAAUUCGGGCAGAAGUUCUUCGAACAUUGCCACUCGUCAGGAUGGAAGAAGAUUUUACCUUGCCUGGGCGGUAAUUUGAGGGACUUUCUUUCAGGACUAGAUAACUUACAUGAACAGUUAUUAGUCCGUUAUCCCGGUAUGCAGGCACCUUCAUUUCGUGUGGAGUCAAAACAUGGUAGUGAUGUCCUCACUGUGUUUUACUACUCUAUCCGAGACGGGCUGCACUAUAUGGCUGUUGGAAUGAUAAAAGCAGCCGCGAAACAGUUGUACCAAAGUGAUGUAGACGUUUCCAUUGAUUCCUACGAUAAAGAUGAAGGGUGCGCAAAAUUUUUGGUGCGCCCUAAAGAUUUCACCGGAGCUAUUAAGCUACUACCUCGUCGUCGGCAAUCCAGAAUGGUGCGAGAAGAUUGUCAGGUCGCUGCAUAUAAAUCGACUAUAGGCACCUCGACGUUUUGCAGAGCGAUACCAUUUCAUAUCAUGUUUGAUCGCAAUAUGGUCAUCUUUCAAGCAGGAAUAUCCAUGCGCAGAGUUCUACCUACGCUUGUUGUUGGUCGCACUACAGUACAUGAAGUAUUCGAGAUUGUACGCCCACCAAUUCGAGAUGAGUUUGAAGCAAUUUUGUCGCGAACCAAUUCUGUUUUCUUGCUCAAGACCGUAGAAGGUAUAUUAGAUUCGACCACAUUGUCCACCGUCUCUGAAGAUGAUAGAGAAAAUAUUGAGUCCCCUACCAUGAGGUUUAAAGGUCAAAUGUUGUACCUGGAAGAAGCCGAUUGUAUCUGUUAUCUUUGUUCACCAAUGGUAUUGAAUUUAGACGGUCUCAAUGAGAAAGGUAAUACUUAUUGUUGAAUAUAUCGGUUUGACCUUGCAAGCUAAAAAUAACGUUUUUCUUAAAAAUUAUACAUAGUGUCUAGCUUCUGUAGUUGAAAUAUUUUUCUCAUAACGUGUAUAAAUACUGUAUACAGGGUGUAUCAAAGAAAAGGCAAUCCAAAUUUUGCAUGUUAUCAAGCGCUUGGUAUUAUUCGACUUAUUCAGUUUAUAGAUUUAUUCGAUAAAAAUGAUGAAAUACGAUUUUCCAACUUUGGGAAAAAUAUUCCCCUAGGUCUAUACCUGAGUGAUAUUCCAAUCCACGAUGCAACACGUGACCUGAUUUUGCUAUCUGAGCACCGCAACGCUGAGUGUGCCCUCACACAACGUCUUCAAAUCGUCACAGACAAACUCCAACAAACAGCAAGAGAACUGAAGAAGGAACAGCAACUGGCUGACAAGCUUCUCUACAGUAUCCUACCUCCUUCUGUGGCUAACGAACUAAGGUUGAAACGUCCUAUAAAAGCGAAGAAAUUUGAAGUUGUGACCGUACUAUUCAGCGGGAUUGUUAAUUUCGCGCAGCACUGCAAUGAUAUCACAGAACCGAUGGAGAUUGUCAAUUUACUCAAUAAUGUUUACAUGACUUUUGACAAUCUCAUGGAUACGUUUGAAGAUGUCUAUAAGGUAAUAUAUACUUUUUUAUUGUAAUAUAGCGAUUCCCGUGCAGUAGAUGGGUGAAACGGGCUAUUCCAUUUAAUAUCUGAAUACCCCUGUCGAGGACAGCUGGAAUUCGCCACGGGUACAGUGCAUUUGUGCUGGAACACUUCAGGGUUACAGUAUAUUUGAGCUGGAAUUCUUCAGGGGUACCACAUAAGUGAAUUGGAUUUCCUCAGUGGUAAGGGUUUUCCAGGUUUUUAACGUGGAGUUCCUCAGGGGGAAAGGUUUACGAAACCUGGAAUUCCUCAGGGAAGGAUUCAUGGUGAAACAUGGAAUUCCUCAGGAGUAUGUGCUUUCAGUUUGAAUUCCUCAGGAGUGAAGGCAGGGGUGCCGACUGCAAGUAGAUGUGCCACAUCUUAAUUGACUUUAAUGAAUAAACGUACUUAUUUUGCUAAAUGUUACAUCUUCUUGCAUGUGCUGCGUGCGACUGACGGUCGAUAUACAGUAAUUGGCAAGAAUAUCAUUUUUACUCCACUGUGCGAAAGGGCCUCAAAAGUCACUCAUUCAGUCGGAAAAUAAUCACCGAACCUUAAGUCGAGUACGUCAACCAUUUCCUUUUCAGGAUGACCAUGCUUAGCGCUAUAUAUAGAAAUUAACAUUUAACAUGUUUUGCUCGGGUGUUUUUCAGGUCGAAACAGUUGGUGAUAAAUAUAUGGCAGUGUCUGGCUUACCAACAAAAUGUAAUACACAUGCUCAUCAUGUCGCCAAGAUGGCUUUGGAUAUGAUGGACGCCGCGAAUAGCAUAUUAAUCAGAGGUCAGCCUUUCAAGGUAAAAACUCCGCUUAUAUACCGCACUUGAAAAUUAGAUAAAUAGAUAGAUGUAUUAAUAGAUAUCUCCCCGCAGUGCUUUUAAUUUAAGAACCUAUCACACACCCACAUUGCACUAUUUAGUAGUCACUAGUGAUCGGCUGUCACUGAUACCAAAUAUUCGAUUCCGUCAAUAUCAGAGACUGGAGGAAAAGUAUCGACACUGCCGAAAAAUAUUGUGUUCCCGAUACUGUGUUCCCAUAUCCUCUUCAAAAUAUUUCUUUUGUUCCCUUGUUCCUUUGAAAUUUUUCACCAUGUGUCCUUGUUGCCUGCAGACUACAUGUUCACUACGACUUUUUGGUUUUGUUCCUGCGUCUUUGUCACAUAAUUUGCCGCCUUUUCGCGUUCCCUAGGAACCCCUUGCAUGGAGACCCUUACAAGUGACGGGGAAGUUUGUUAGAGAAGAGAUCAGAUGAGACUCCUUUAUCAUCGACGAAACAGAUGAUAACAUUGUCCUCUAUACAUAGAAUUUUAAUUUAAGAUAUACACCUGUUUUUGUCGAAAUGGGCAGUUCUAAAUUCUUCCUUGGAUGACCCCUGGUAUUCGACAGCAAUUGAAGUUUGGAGACUCAUUAUAAUUACAAUAUAACUCAUUAUCUAUGUCUUUGUCUAGGUGUAUUCGGGAAAGUGGUCCUUCGUCGUCACGUACGCGUGUGUAUUGUAGUUUUCCCAGCUAACCAUGCAAUAGCAAUGUUUUAGGAAAGUAAUUAUCUAUCGGUGUCUCGAACAAUUCGGGAACUCAAAAGUUGCUAUUGGUGGAUUUGGCGAAAAUACAAUACGCACGUGGCAACGAAGGACUACAUUUUGCAUAACGUUGACUAACAUAGAUAAUGAGCUAUAUUGUAUUCUAAUGUUUCCAAACCAUCUCUUAUUUAUUAGGGCCCAAACAAUUGACACUCUCUAAAAUGUUCUUAAGAUGAUUCUGUAUAAAGUAAAAUAAUCAUUUCAGUAUUUCAAAGGUAAUCAACUGAACGAAACUGGCCCUUUUGUUUCUAGAUAACAAUCGGAGUUCAUUCCGGCGAAGUUGUAGCAGGCGUUGUAGGUCAGAAACUACCACGAUACUGCCUAUUUGGUAACACUGUGAAUUUAGCAAGUAGAACUGAAACGACUGGCGAAAAAGGAAUGAUUAAUGUCUCUGAGCCCGCAUACAAGUACGUAAAUUAAACAUGCUCUUACUUGUUAUUCUACUAAAUAUAGUUCUACUCCUUGCAACAAUUAUUCGCACAUAUCAACAAUGCAUACAACCACUAUAAGCGUACAAUACAGGUAAUUGCAAUACAGAGUAUCACCAGAACUCGAAAAACAUAUACGUCAGGUUAUCGCGUCAAAAUAUUCAAGAAUAUGACUGCAAUCGGGGGAUCCGCAGGAUAUUGUCUGUGUGAUUGUUUGACGUUUUAACAGCAAUAGGCAUAGGACUGUAGUCCCAUUCCUUGACGUUUUAACACGGAAAACUGAUACCUCGCGUGAUAAGUGAAGUAUGUCAGAUGUUUGUAAUGCUUUGUAAAAUGCUCACACUUUCAAUGUCCUAUUUCGACAGGGCGAACCCCUUCCUUAGACACAAUUUUCAUUCAAAUGUCUUUAUCUGUAAGCCUGAUGACGUUAUUCUGAUUGCAAAAUUUUGAAGUUUAACCAGGCUUAUUUUUAAAUCUUCUGUUACCAAAAUAAAUUUUGUUUGCUGUGGAAUACACUGGAAAAUUGCAAACAUUUCAAUACUUUGGUUUCCUAGAUUUUCUUAGAAAAUUUUCCGGAAAAUUUCCACGCUUUCCUAGAACAUUUGUAUACUGUCAAAGAGUGGAAAUGGUAUUCUGUCUUGAUUUUAAUGACAAAAUGUAAAUUUGUUUUCAUUUCAAUCCAUAUCUUGGGUUUUCAGGAUGCAUCUCUUCGAAAUUUGGUUCAUUCUAUAUUUCAUCGUGUAUGUUGACACGAAAAAUGAAAGAAAAGUCGUAACAUUUUUUACUUCUUCGCUUUGCAGAUGUCUUCAGUCGCCCAGAGAUCCAAGUUUAAAGUUUGAGUGUAGAGGUCCUGUUGCAAUGAAAGGCAAGAAGGAACCGAUGAUUACCUACUUCCUGUCUCGAUCCUCAUCCAGAGAAAUCCAGAAUAGUACAAGCAAUACAAACAUUCGUGUGGUCAUUAAAAAUUCAGAUUCUAAACGCAGAAUGAAACCACGAAAAUAGACUAUAUUUAUCACUAACUUGUACGAGACAUGUGUAUCUACCCCAUGACCAUGCAGUAUAUAUUACUUGUAAAACAAGAGCGAUCGAACGUUGUAAGUUGUACGAUAUAAUGUAAGAAGGUUAUCUUCAUAUAUACUAUUAUAAAUUGUAUCAAUUAUAGCAAUAUUAAGAUUUAUAGCAAUCUGUUGAAAGUGCUAAGGGACCUUGUACUGGUUGCUGGCAUGGGCAAGAUUGGGGAUGAAGUGGGAAAAUUCUUGCACUUUUCUUUUUGGAAUAUGGGUGAAUAUUUUACAACCACUGCUCAACGAAAUAGGAACAUUUUCAAGGUGUGAUGUGAAAUACGGAAUAUUCUUUAACUCGGUGCAAUAAUCUCAUGCACGAGUGACAUCACUUAACACAGUUAAUUAAAGUAAGACAUGUAAUCGAUAUGUAGUUAAAUUGUUCUCCUGGUUCUUGUAGUUCCCUUGGUUCUUCUUGUUGUUUUAAUUGUCUUGGUUCUUGACAAAAACUUCAAGUACCAAGAGAAGAACCACAAGAACCAAGAGAGCAAAGAGAACCGUAAGAACCACAAGAACC